GGGACACCGCUUUGUUCGGCAGUAGGAGGGAGGGCGGACGGACGGACCCAGUCGCUUUGGCUGCCUUAAGUGUUAAAUACAAUCUGCCGGGGCGGAAUAUCCUGUCUUUUAUUUCAGUGUAGCUAGUUCUCUAUCGUGCCCUUCACACAUUUGCUCUUGUCGGACUGUGAGGAUUUUUUUAACUGAGGGGAUGUCAAAGCGAGUGCGAAGCAGAGAGGUCUGCGCUGAUUGCAGUUCUCCGGAGCCCCGGUGGGCCUCUGUUAACAGGGGUGUGUUGAUCUGUGAUGAGUGCUGCAGCAUCCAUCGAGGUCUCGGGCGACACAGCUCUCAAGUUCGGCAUCUGACUCAUUCUGCGUGGCCGUCCUCUCAGCUGCAGAUGGUCCAGACACUGUAUGGCAACGGAGCUAACUCCAUAUGGGAGCAUAGUCUUCUGGAUCCUUCCUCCUCAGUGAGUGGGAAGCGCAAAGCCAACCCCCAGGACAGAGUGCAUCCCAACAAGACAGAGUUCAUCAAGGCAAAAUAUCAGAUGUUGGCGUACGUUCAUCGGAUGCCUUGUCGGGAGGACGACAGUGUAACCGCAAAAGACCUCGGCAAGCAACUCCAUUCCAGUGUUCGGACUGGGAACCUCGAGACAUGCUUACGACUUUUAUCUUUAGGAGCGCAGGCCAACUUCUUCCAUCCGGAGAAAGGAAACACUCCAUUACACAUAGCGGCAAAAGCAGGUCAGAUGUUACAAGCAGAAUUGUUGGCGGUUUACGGAGCAGACCCCGGAGCUCUCGACUCCAAUGGAAAGACCCCUAUUGAUUGUGCAAGACAAACUGGGCAUCAGGAGCUGGCAGAGAGGCUUGUGGAGAUACAGUAUGAACUUACUGACCGAUUAACAUUUUACCUCUGUGGUCGACGGCCAGACCACAGAAAUGGGCAACAUUUCAUCAUUCCACAGAUGGCAGACAGAAAUAACAGUCUGGAUUUGUCAGAGUUUGCAAAAGCUGCAAAGAAGAAGCUGCAAUCGUUAAGUAACCAUCAGUUUGAAGAACUUGCCAUGGAUGUUUAUGAUGAAGUUGACAGAAGGGAAACGGAUGCAGUGUGUUUGGCCACUCAGAACCAUAGCACACUUGUGACGGACACCACUGUUGUACCUUUUCUUCCCGUCAACCCUGAAUACUCUUCUACCAGAAACCAGGGUCGCCAAAAACUGGCAAGGUUUAGUGCUCACGAAUUUGCCACCCUGGUCAUCGAUAUCCUAACGGAUGCUAAACGGCGGCAGUGGGGGAAUUCCUGUGAAAGUCCUAAAGAGAAUGUGGAGCUGAUCCUUCAGGGGAUAGACAGCCGCCAUAACAGCGAGAGCCAGGACAAUGACCAGCCAGAUUAUGACAGCGUGGCAUCAGAUGAGGAUCCGGUGCAGGAGGCCACGUGCGGGGACAGCUGCAAUGACGGAAGGACCAAGAGUUCGGAGUCCUCUGAUCUGUCUGACGGGCCAAUCACGGUGCAGGAGUUUAUGGAGGUGAAGACUGCCCUCACUGCAUCAGAAGCCAAAAUACAGCAGCUUCUCAAAGUCAACUGUCACCUCAGUGAAGAGCUGAGGGUGAUGCAGAGCAAGCUGAACUCCCUGCAGACUGAAAACACAUCACUGCGAUGGCAAACCCCCAGCGGACAGCAGCACCCCCAGGGGCCCUUCGGUCGACACCCUCCCCGCGGAGGUCGCGCCAUGUCCAUGUACGAGACGGGCUCCAAUCCGAGGCAGUACCCCCACCGGGCGGAAACCGCUCGGCACGACGACGGAGUCGUUUUACAGCCCUUCCCGACCAACAUUGGUAGGGGUCCUUUGGGAACGGCCGCUUCCUCCCUCCCUACCUUCCCCUCUUCCCCGUCCUGGUCCUGGGAUGAGAGAUCUCGAAGGGGCUGCAGUCUGGAAGGACAGAGCACCAUGAUGGAGAACGACUAUGACACCACGCCCAACCACUCUGAACUGGACGAAGCUGGCAGCCCUCUUCGAGCCUCGGAUGCGGUGGAGGCAGAGGAGGAGGGGGAAGAGGAUGCCACCCUGCCGUGCACAGAGGACGUCAUCUGUAAGACAGAGCAGAUCACCAAGAACAUACAGGAACUGCUGAGAGCUGCCCAGGAGACCAAACAUGAAAGCUUUCUGCCUUGUUCUGAAAAGAUCUGCGUGGCGGUGACCGAGAUGGCCGCCCUGUUUCCCAAGAGGCCGUCCUCGGAGACAGUGCGAGGGUCCCUGUGUCUGCUGACUUCGAGCGCGAGUCGGCUCCACGGAGAGUGCCAGAAGGCGGCGGUGCACAACCCCUGCCCGUCGGACAUCCAGCUGGUCACGCAGCAGGUCAUCCAGUGCGCCUAUGACAUUGCCAAAGCUGCCAAGCAACUUGUUACUGUGACAACCAAAGAAAACAACAACUAACUAAAACCCAAAGACAUUUCCGAUGCACCAAACAUACAGUUUAUCGAGUCUGUUUGCGAAAUCUUCUGCUUAACCAGUGUUUUGUUUUCCCCACAUAAAUCAGUGUAAGCAGUUCAGGUGGACAAAAUAUCGACGUAGCCAAUGAGGAAGUGGCUUAAUGCAGCAGGUGCUGGCUCCAAUAGAAUCUAAUUCAAGAAAAACUUAUCUUUCUACAUUAGUUAAAAUAGUCCACAAAGAAAGAUGUAUUUGGGGACAUUGGCUUGGUCUUCCUCAUUUCUAUAUUGGAAUCAGAACAAUAGUCCAUAAACGAAUCAAAUGGAGGGUAUGCAUUGAUGUCACUGCCGCUCGGGGCCACGCCCCCCUGAGUGGAAAAGACACAGUGAAAUGCAAAAUACAGCGAGACCGGGAAAAAUGUGGAUUAUCAGAUUUGACAAUGAUCCAUACGUACUAG
This is a messenger RNA of Mugil cephalus (flathead mullet), 2864 nucleotides long. It is a transcript of the gene git2b, whose product is annotated as G protein-coupled receptor kinase interacting ArfGAP 2b. The record is from RefSeq and is a predicted model, not a curated record. Gene Ontology annotation, biological process: regulation of ARF protein signal transduction; brain development. Gene Ontology annotation, molecular function: protein binding; GTPase activator activity. The transcript is spliced from 21 exons. NCBI's taxonomy places the organism in Eukaryota, Metazoa, Chordata, Actinopteri, Mugiliformes, Mugilidae. The coding region runs from base 191 to 2413 and encodes 740 amino acids.